Molecule: messenger RNA, 1861 nt
Organism: Alligator mississippiensis (American alligator)
Lineage: Eukaryota; Metazoa; Chordata; Crocodylia; Alligatoridae
Gene: ATP5F1A
Product: ATP synthase F1 subunit alpha
Exons: 12
Coding region: 73-1734 (553 amino acids)
Biological process (GO): proton motive force-driven ATP synthesis; proton transmembrane transport
Molecular function (GO): proton-transporting ATP synthase activity, rotational mechanism; ATP binding; ADP binding
Source: RefSeq, a predicted model, not a curated record
GAGCUACUGAGGCGCCAGGAGCCGCCACCGCACGAGUUGCCGCUGCCGCCGCUUGUCCUGCACGCCCGCACGAUGCUGUCUGUCCGCGUGGCCGCCGCCCUCGCGCGUUGCCUGCCGCGGCAGGCCGGCCUGGUUUCCAGAAAUGCCCUGGCUGCAGCAUUUGUUGCUUCAAGAAACAUCCAUGCCUCCCAAACAUCUUUUCAGAAAGCUGGCACUGCUGAAGUGUCCUCUAUUCUUGAGGAACGUAUCUUGGGAGCUGACACUUCUGCUGAGCUGGAGGAGACUGGGCGUGUGCUCUCAAUUGGUGAUGGUAUUGCCCGUGUAUACGGCCUCAGGAAUGUUCAGGCAGAAGAAAUGGUGGAAUUUUCUUCUGGACUGAAGGGUAUGUCCCUGAACUUAGAACCCGACAAUGUUGGUGUUGUCGUGUUUGGUAAUGACAGGCUGAUCAAAGAAGGGGACAUUGUGAAGAGGACCGGUGCCAUCGUGGAUGUUCCAGUUGGUGAUGAACUGUUGGGCCGUGUUGUUGAUGCAUUGGGUAAUCCCAUUGAUGGGAAGGGUCCAAUUACUUCCAAGACGCGUAGGAGAGUUGGUCUGAAGGCCCCUGGAAUCAUUCCCAGGAUCUCUGUACGUGAGCCUAUGCAGACCGGUAUCAAGGCUGUGGAUAGCUUGGUGCCAAUUGGCCGUGGCCAGCGUGAAUUGAUCAUUGGUGACAGACAGACUGGGAAAACCGCAAUUGCUAUUGACACAAUUAUCAACCAGAAACGAUUCAAUGAUGGGACUGAUGAGAAAAAGAAACUGUACUGUAUCUAUGUUGCCAUUGGUCAGAAGAGAUCAACUGUUGCCCAGCUGGUGAAGAGGCUGACUGAUGCAGAUGCCAUGAAGUACACUAUUGUGGUUUCUGCCACAGCCUCAGAUGCUGCACCCCUUCAGUACCUGGCCCCUUAUUCUGGUUGCUCUAUGGGAGAGUAUUUCAGAGACAAUGGGAAACAUGCACUGAUCAUCUAUGACGAUUUAUCUAAACAGGCUGUUGCUUACCGUCAGAUGUCUCUGCUCCUGCGGCGCCCACCUGGUCGUGAGGCCUACCCUGGUGAUGUAUUCUACUUGCACUCUCGUCUCUUGGAGAGAGCAGCCAAAAUGAAUGAUGCUUUUGGAGGUGGCUCCCUGACUGCUCUUCCUGUCAUUGAGACUCAGGCUGGUGAUGUGUCAGCCUACAUUCCAACUAAUGUCAUCUCCAUCACUGAUGGACAGAUCUUCUUGGAAACUGAACUGUUCUACAAAGGCAUCCGACCCGCAAUCAAUGUUGGUCUGUCUGUGUCCCGUGUAGGUUCUGCUGCCCAGACUAGGGCUAUGAAGCAGGUGGCUGGUACCAUGAAGUUGGAGUUGGCUCAGUAUCGUGAAGUUGCAGCCUUCGCUCAGUUUGGAUCCGACUUGGAUGCUGCUACUCAACAGCUGCUGAAUCGUGGUGUUCGUUUAACUGAGCUGCUCAAACAAGGACAGUAUGUCCCCAUGGCCAUUGAGGAGCAGGUUGCAGUCAUCUAUGCCGGUGUAAGAGGCCACUUGGACAAAUUGGAGCCCAGCAAAAUCACCAAAUUUGAGAGUGCUUUCCUGGCCCACGUCCUAAGCCAGCAUCAGGCCCUCCUUGCCACAAUCAGGACUGAUGGGAAGAUCUCUGAACAAACAGAAGCUAAGCUGAAGGAAAUAGUUAUUAACUUCCUGGCUACUUUUGAAGGAUAAACUCUCGACUGUUCAAUGUGCUAGGUUCUCGACAUCUAGUGCUCGGCUCCAUUCUCUAGAGACUUAAAGUAUGUGUGACUCCACAUGUACAGAGAUUUUGCUGAAUAAAAUGUUCCAUGUACAUAAA